This is a messenger RNA of Radiomyces spectabilis, 653 nucleotides long. Its product is annotated as CoA-binding protein. Lineage: Eukaryota; Fungi; Mucoromycota; Mucoromycetes; Mucorales; Radiomycetaceae. The transcript has 3 exons. The coding region runs from base 78 to 491 and encodes 137 amino acids. The record is from RefSeq and is a predicted model, not a curated record.
UCUCGGCGUUCACAUAUUAUCGGGUCUUUCUUUGUCGGUUCGCGCCAUCCUAGUUCUCUCAUUACUGUCUUUUCGUCAUGUCAGCCGCUCAAAGAUUUAUUCGAUCGCCUCAAUUCGCAGUCGUUGGUGCCAGUACUUCGCCCGAAAAGUUUGGCAACAAAGUUUUGCGCUGGUAUAUCAAGAGUGGUCUCAAGGUUAUACCGAUAAAUCCAAAGGUAGCAGAGAUCGAGUCUUUGGCCACAGUCGCAUCCAUCAAAGAACUUCCUAAUCCUACCGAAACAGCCUUAUCUGUUAUAACACCCCCCAAAAUAACGCUUCAAGUGUUAAAAGAUGCAGAAGAAUUAGGGAUUCAGAAUGUUUGGAUUCAGCCAGGUGCUGAAGAUGGAGAAGUGAUGAAAUUCGCAAAGACAUCGAGUAUGAAUUUAAUUAUGGGAGGUCCUUGUAUCCUAGUCCAAGGCCCAGAUCUCGUUCGAUUGCGAGGUCGUCUUUAAAUAAACGUUCACCCUGGCUGUUCAGAAAGAAAGCUGCAACGUUAACUGGAAUCUAACCACUUUGCUUAGCUAAUUUGUGAAUAUGAUAUCUCAAAUGAUUAUUGCUUAUGCUCAGAAUUUUUCGAUGAGACUGCACAAGCACCAUUCGAUUUAAGAAUCUCC